Messenger RNA from Pseudophryne corroboree (corroboree frog), 2040 nucleotides. RefSeq names its product ring finger protein, transmembrane 2 (gene RNFT2). The record is from RefSeq and is a predicted model, not a curated record. Gene Ontology annotation, molecular function: ubiquitin protein ligase activity. Bases 241 to 1605 code for a protein of 454 amino acids. Lineage: Eukaryota; Metazoa; Chordata; Amphibia; Anura; Myobatrachidae. The transcript has 10 exons. Gene Ontology annotation, biological process: positive regulation of ERAD pathway.
CCGGUCUGUGCAGCGCCCUCCCAGCUCAUUUACUUACAUUGUCUUCCGCAGCCGCCCGGAAAUCAUUGACCAGCGAGCCGCCUGAGAUGGGUUGGCGGGCUUAAGCAAUGUUGAAGAGGCUCUGGUAUGGUCUCGGAACUCUAUCUGCAAAGUCAUCAACACGAAGACCACUCAUGUGUUCAAGGCCUACUAACAAAAAUAUUGCAGCCUGCUCACCCUACCCAUAGACAGUACCCUUAAAUGUAUUGUUUCAAGGUCCUGAGGACAAUGCAGAGAAGACACAGCAGCCUAACAGACAACCCUCCUCCAGAUAGGAGUCGAAGCCAGAACUUGAGCUCUGAUACCAGUAUCGACGAUGGUGUGUUUAAUGGAUUAAAACAAGAAACUCCUUCCUCUCAGCAUCUGUUCUCCAGUUUAGCAGGUCUCCAGCCUGGUCCCAUCACAGUGCAGUCUGGUUUGGUUUUGGGCUCCAAAGCAGGAGGAGGCGAUGUGUUUAUUCAAAUGCCUGCACCACUUAGGGAGGAAGCAGGUGGCCGCUCAGACACAAGCACUUUUGCUCAUCAUCAUCACCAUCAUCCUCAUCACAGGCAGCAGCCCCAGCCACCAGCACACCAUCCUGUGCAUCACUUUCAACACUCACAUUCCCGACCAUCACUGCUACACGCAGCUACUACAGAAAGUAAUAGAGAGGAAAACAAUGAGGAACCAGGCACCCCGGCUCCAGCUCUUUCUGAACUUAAAGCUAUCGUCUCGUGGUUACAGAAGGGGCUACCAUUCAUUCUUAUUCUACUUGCUAAAGUCUGCUUUCAGCAUAAACUUGGCAUAGCUGUGUGCAUUGGAAUGGCCAGUACCUUUGCCUAUGCCAAUUCCUCUGUCAAACACCAGGUGUCUCUAAAGGAGAAGCGUUCUGUGUUUACAGUAUUUUGGAUUGUGGUGUUCCUGAUUGGAAACACCAUUUACCUACUAUAUAGCUUCCGGUCCCAGCAGCUGUAUUACAGUCUCAUCUUCCUGAAACCCAACUUAGACAGCAUGGAUUUCUUUGAGCUCAUGUGGUUCGUGGGGAUCUCAGACUUUGUCCUGAAAUACAUCACAGUGUCACUGAAGUGUCUUAUUCUGGCUCUUCCUAGAAUUGUGAUAGCUGUUAAAUCCAAGGGCAAGUUUUACCUGCUGAUUGAAGAGCUAAGCCAGCUGGUCCGUUCCCUGGUGCCCAUCCAGCUGUGGUAUAAAUAUAUCAUAGGUGACAAUCCUUCAAGCACCUAUUUCUUAGGUGGCAUCCUGAUAAUCCUGUAUAGUCUCUGUAAGUCUUUUGACAUCUGUGGGCGUAUUGGAGGCUUAAGGAAAGCGUUAAGAGUUCUCUGCUAUCCGCAGAAGUAUGGUGUCCGAGCCAGCAGCCAGCAAUGCAGUGAAGUCGGGGAUACUUGUGCAAUUUGCCAGACAGACUUCAAAGAUCCCAUCAUUUUAAUAUGUCAGCACGUGUUCUGUGAGGAGUGCUUGUGUCUUUGGUUUGACAGAGAAAGAACCUGUCCCCUCUGCCGCUCUGUGGCUGUGGAAACUCUGCGCUUGUGGAAGGACGGUUCCACCUCUGCCCACUUCCAGGUGUACUGACAUACAGUAUACUGCUAUCAUAUAAAUAAUAAAGUGGGUAAAUGUCGGUACCUGUACUGACCAAGCCGUACAACAGUUCUGGCACUUCCACCAGAACUGAACAGCGGAGCUUCAUCCGGGAUAAAUCCAGCAGCCUCUUUUUGCUUUUUAAAAAUGUACUGGAUGAAAUGUGUUGUCUGAUAUCUGUUUGUGGUGUACUGACAUUCUGUGUACACUGUUACCAACCCAAAAGCAAAUGUGCUUGUGUCAUAUCCAGAUGAUGGUUAAUAGUUGCCGGUAGUAGAAACAGUAUGAAAAUCUAUUGUGCAUAUAAAUAGAUUAAUCCAAGUUCCAGAUCUAAGUGACAUGGAAGAAAUAAUGUCUGUAUGUUACCCUGUUUAGCACCUAUGAUCUUAAUUCUUGGAUUGUAUACCAAUUAAAAAAUACAAAAACUAA